This is a messenger RNA of Gigantopelta aegis, 957 nucleotides long. Its product is annotated as annexin A7-like. The record is from RefSeq and is a predicted model, not a curated record. Bases 104 to 496 code for a protein of 130 amino acids. Lineage: Eukaryota; Metazoa; Mollusca; Gastropoda; Neomphalida; Peltospiridae. The transcript has 3 exons.
CCCCCCCCCCCCCCAUCAUGGUACACUUAAUUUUCUGAAGCUAAAUAAAUUGUUUUAGUUACCCCCCCUUGAGAGCUCUUCGCUUUGUCAAAAUGUCGAGUACAUGUCUACCAUGAAUGGAACCAACCAUCCACCGCCUGCAUAUUCGCCAACAGCGCCUCCGAUGUCGCAUGCAGCGCCCCCGAUGCAGCAACAGGGCGCCCCCUACCCACCCGCCAACGGCUAUCCGCCAGGUGGUGGCGGUCAACCCGCAGGUGGAUAUCCACCAAGCGGUGGCUAUCCACCCGCUGGCGGCUAUCCACCCGCCGGUGGCUAUCCACCCGCGGGUGGGAUGUAUCCGCAAGGCGGUGCCUAUCCAGCACCCAUGUACAUGGCACAGGGCCAGCCCUACACCACACUGCCUGGUCAACAACAACAAAAAUCAUCCGGAAUGGGAACUGGCAUUGGUAUAGGGUUACUCUCGGCAUUACUGUGUUGCUGUAUUUUGAACGAUUAAUCCUAUAUCGUGGUCUUCACUAGUCCAUUGAUUCCAUCUUACAACUAAAUUUUCAGUGUGUCAAUAUCCAUCACAAAGAAAACCUGUUAAUAAAUAAUGUUCUAAUCCCAAACAGCUCAUCUUCCAUCAGUGAGAGUUGAACCAAAGAUCCUCGGUGCCAGAGUGUAAUGUUCUGUUGAGAUGGACACACCUGAGUCUAGGCGGAACAUUUUGUUUACGUUGUAAUUAGUUUGUUUUCCACGAUAGACUAUAAUGUGCUGGAUUUUUUUUUUUUUUACAUUUGAUAAAUAGAAUUGACGAACCGUGGUAGGCACUGAUGGAAACUGAAUAUGUUACCAGUUAACUUCAUAUUGUUACACACGAUGUAGUAUAUAGUUUAUAGGCACUUAUUAUAAAAGAAAAUAUUAAUUUUUAUUCCUUGAAAUUUCACAGUUCUAUUAAUAAAAUGUGUGAAAAAAGAA